UCUGGUCUAAUUUUGCCAGUCCCAUUGAUUAACAGUGUUUGCCUGAAGGUCCAGCACUUUCAAAGACACCAUGAAAUUCUGCAUUGAUUUGCCAGAUUCACAGACUUUCUUCACAACCCACUUGCAUUUUGAUGGCUUUAUAGUGUUGAGUGGGAAAGCUAGCGUGGAGACCAAUAAGGAAUCAUCUUUUUCCUAAAAAAUUUUUUGUUGGUACAGCUUUUGCUACCCCACAGCAAGCACUUAAAUGUAGGAACUCCGGCAGUGUACUGGGAUGGUUAGGACAGCCUGAGUCAUGAUGACCUCUUUUUGCAGUUGAAGAAACGGGCCCGGCGAGAUUUCAUGACAUGCCUAGGGAACACAUGUACCCAGGUAGGAACAGCUUCUGUAGGCAGUCAGGGGUUACAGGCAGGUUUGGGUCAAAUACCUGAAACCAACCCCAGGACAAGGAGGUUGCUGGUGUUUUAUUAACACCUCCUGUGAGCCCAGGACUCUGCUCAGCACUUUACCCACCCAGUAACACUGCAUGAGAUUGUGGCCGAAGAAACAGAUGCAGAGAGGUGAAGUAUUUUCCUGAGAUCACUUGGCUAGGAGGUGAGAGACCAGGGAUCCCCACCUGGUCUGUCCAAUUUGAAAGCCCAUCAGACUACUGCUGUUUGAUGAUACUUUUCCAUGAGGUGAAACGUGUUUGGAGGGAGAUCCCCCCUGUUUUUGACCACUUUGCCUCAGCCAUGGUUUUCCAAGUUUUAGUUAUUAAUGUAUCACCUGCAUAAUUUUUCUGUAUCUGUGUAUCACCUGUGUAGUGAUUCCCUUAAUUACUUUUCCUUUAAAUCCACUCACCUUUUUUUUGUUUGUUUGUUUUUGUUUUUGUUUAUGAGAGAGGGUCUUGCUCUGUCACCCAAGCUGGACUACAGACUGCAGCGGCACAUUCUCGGCUCACUGCAACGCCCGCCUUUUGGACUCAGCUGGAUUCUCUUCCCCGGCCAAGUGUCUGAGACCUUCUCGCAGGGUGAUGCAAAACUGCUGGCUACCAGCUUGAGCCUGUCUGCAGUAUCUCCUCUGGAACCUGCCAUGCUGAGGACCCGUUCUCACCUCUGAGGGGCUCCUGUCCUAGGACUAAGGUGGAGCCUGGGCCAUGGUGCAGCUGGCUCCUGCUGCAGCCAUGGACGAGGUCACCUUUAGAAGCGACACUGUGCUGUCAGACGUCCACCUCUACACCCCGAACCAUAGACACCUCAUGGUACGACUGAACAGCGUGGGGCAGCCAGUUUUCCUGUCCCAAUUCAAGCUUCUAUGGAGCCAAGACUCUUGGACAGAUUCAGGGGCCAAGGGUGGCGAUCACGGACAUGUUCACACCAAGGAGCCUCCUUCUGCCGAGACAGGCAGCACAGGGUCCCCUACAGGAAGUGGCCACAGUAAUAAGGGUUUCUCCCUUCAGGCCGGGGCUGACACCACCGGCUGGGAAGUGGCUGAAGCUCAGCUGGAUGAGGAUGGAGAUUUGGACGUGGUGAGAAGACCACGAGCCGCCUCUGAUCCCAACCCAGCAGGGCCUCCGAGAGACAAGGUACAUCCCAUGAUUCUAGCGCAGGAAGAAGACGACGUCCUGGGAGAGGAAGCACAAGGCAGCCCCCACGAUAUCAUCAGAAUAGAGCACACCAUGGCCACGCCCCUGGAAGAUGUUGGCAAGCAGGUAUGGCGGGGCGCCCUGCUCCUGGCGGACUACAUCCUGUUCCGACAGGACCUCUUCCGAGGAUGCACGGCGCUGGAGCUCGGGGCCGGCACAGGGCUUGCUAGCAUCAUCGCAGCCACUGUGGCACAGACCGUUUAUUGUACAGAUGUCGGUGCAGAUCUCUUGGCCAUGUGCCAGCGAAACAUUGCCCUCAACAGCCACCUGGCUGCCGCUGGAGGUGGUGUAGUUAAGGUCAAAGAACUGGACUGGCUGAAGGACGACCUCUGCACAGAUCCCGAGGUCCCCUUCAGUUGGUCACAAGAGGAAAUUUCUGACUUAUACGAUCACACCACCAUCCUGUUUGCAGCCGAAGUGUUUUACGACGACGACUUGACGGAUGCUGUGUUUAAAACCCUCUCCCGACUCGCCCACAGAUUGAAAAAUGCCUGCACGGCCAUUCUGUCAGUGGAGAAGAGGCUCAACUUCACACUGAGACACUUGGACGUCACAUGUGAAGCCUACGAUCACUUCCGCUCCUGCCUGCGUGCGCUGGAGCAGCUCGCAGAUGGCAAGCUGCGCUUCGUGGUGGAGCCCGUGGAGGCCUCCUUCCCGCAGCUCCUGGUUUACGAGCGCAUCCAGCAGCUGGAGCUCUGGAAGAUCAUCGCAGAACCGGUAACAUGACCCAUCGCCUCCACAGGGCGCGGCGCCUCGACUGUUCUUAGAGUAUAUUUCUAAUAAAAUCAGAAGCUCACCAAAGCAA
Molecule: messenger RNA, 2426 nt
Organism: Rhinopithecus roxellana (golden snub-nosed monkey)
Lineage: Eukaryota; Metazoa; Chordata; Mammalia; Primates; Cercopithecidae
Gene: METTL22
Product: methyltransferase like 22
Exons: 11
Coding region: 1133-2347 (404 amino acids)
Biological process (GO): protein methylation
Cellular component (GO): nucleus
Molecular function (GO): protein methyltransferase activity
Source: RefSeq, a predicted model, not a curated record